CACUAUCAUUUUAAUAAGGCCCUGCUUAGUGCUUAGGAAAGUGCCUGAAAGACUUGUGGAGACAUGUUGAGAUUGCUAACUCGCAAACUAUUCCGUAAAAAUCAUGGCUUGUUAAGCGUUACGACUAGGUUAAGUUCUGUUGCGCUAAAUGUCCAACAAAAUGAUGAAUUUUUAACCGUGCAUUGGAACGAUGGAAAAGUGGACGAAUUUCCUCAUUUUUAUCUUCGAGAGAACUGUAGCUGUCCAAAGUGUUUUCAACCUUUAAAAAAUGCCAGAAAUAUGUUCGCACCGAAAGAAUUAGACUUUAAUAUAACUGCGGAAACAGCGAAUUUAGAUUCCAAUCAUUUAAAUGUUAAAUGGACAGACGGGCACACAAGCAUCUAUUCGCCGGAAAGUUUAAAAUCGUUAAGAUACGAACCAGCAGGUGAUAGUCCUGGCGUACUGACAGAAACUAUGCAACUGUGGAACGACAAAGCAUCAUUUGAUAAUGGUACUCUGCCAGUGUUCGACUUCCAUGAACUACUGGUAGACGACAAAUUACUUUAUAAAUGGCUCGUUGCUCUGGCGUUUGAAACAGGAAUUGCAAAAUUAGAAAAUAUUCCACAGGAAAGACAACAGUUGAGCAGAUUGGGUGAAAGAGCUGGAUAUCUUUUGUCAACAAACUAUGGCAUUUGUUACGACAUUAAAGCAUACAGUCAGGAUGUAGCACGUGACAUUGGUUAUACAACAACAGCUCUACCAUUGCAUUCAGAUUAUGUUUUUACUUCUUCACCACCAGCUAUCGCAAUGUUCCACUGUUUGCUCCAAACGGAAUCAAAAGGUGGUGUUAAUCAGUGGAUUGAUGGUUUUGACGCUGCUCACAGACUCUACGAAGAAGAUCCGGAAUCGUUUCAUAUCCUCACGAAAACAGCGGUUGCUUACCGCAAUAUCACUAGAACAGAAGUUGGGGAAUUCCAUAAUACUUCCAGGCAUAAACUUAUAAGUGUUGACGGUAAUGGUAAGCUGUCUCAAGUCGGUUACAGUGAUGAAUUCCGUGAUCGACACAUGCCUCUUGAACCAAAGAACAUGAGGGCAUUUUACAAGGCUUACAUACGUUUCACCGAACUAUUACUAGACAAUAAAUCUUCAUUUUGGUAUAAGAUGCAAAACGGUGAUGGCAUCAGUAUCAAUAAUCACCGUGUCCUUCAUGCUCGUAAUGGAUACGAAGAUACAGCAAAUAACAACAGGGUAUUUCAACUGGCAUAUAUGGACUGGGAUUGUGUCCACUCCAAGAUCAGAAUAUUAUCAGAACAACAAGGAAUACCAUCUCCUGUUUAACUCCAUAUUGCAAAACCAUUGGAAAUGGCGCGCAUUUGUCAACAGACAAUAAAUUUACUAAUAAAAUAUACACAAUCAUCCUAUAUGCAUUCCUUUUAGGCCACAGUAAAACUACUCAGUAGGUUGAAUCAUUAUAAGUGGCGUAUAAAGUCCACUGACAUUUUUGAAACGAUACUUCGAUAGUUAUUCAAUUUAAUUGUAACAAAGUUAACGCUCAUUGAAAGCUUACCCUUGAUGUUAAGUUUCACAACUGAUAUAGUGGUGUAAUCCAUAUCAGGAAAAUCGGUGCUGGCUCUCUCAUGCUUGUUUAUAUUUCGGUAAGAAAACAUGCAUUCGUCUCAAUAAAUACAACUUCUUUACUUUGAGAACACAGGCGUGUGGUCGGAAAGUUGUCAGCACACGAGUUUUUUAUCUUCUUUUGUGAAAAAACAAUUGAAACAAAAAGUCAAAAACAACCAGAAAAGUGUGCACCAAAUCCACAUGAAGUUUAUAUAACUUUGUCUGACCUUAUUUCUACGUCGAGUCACCACCAAUUAUAAAACAAAGGAUGAGAUUAUUGAUAAAUCUCAAUAUCAUGUACUUAUAUCUACUCUUUAAACCGCAUUGUGCAUAAAUAAAAUGCGACGUAUAUAUAAACUAGAGCUAUAAUAUCCAAUAUAACCAGAGAGCAGCGUGGCAGCGUCUUCAAACAACUUAGCAUCAAAUGUGGUAUAACAACUGCCAAAAAUAGAAAAAACACUUCUCGACGUUUCGACCUGAGGGCCUU
This is a messenger RNA of Dendronephthya gigantea, 2083 nucleotides long. RefSeq names its product gamma-butyrobetaine dioxygenase-like. The transcript has 5 exons. Lineage: Eukaryota; Metazoa; Cnidaria; Anthozoa; Malacalcyonacea; Nephtheidae. Gene Ontology annotation, biological process: carnitine biosynthetic process. The record is from RefSeq and is a predicted model, not a curated record. Gene Ontology annotation, molecular function: gamma-butyrobetaine dioxygenase activity. Gene Ontology annotation, cellular component: mitochondrion. The coding region runs from base 64 to 1317 and encodes 417 amino acids.